Molecule: messenger RNA, 2059 nt
Organism: Arachis ipaensis
Lineage: Eukaryota; Viridiplantae; Streptophyta; Magnoliopsida; Fabales; Fabaceae
Source: RefSeq, a predicted model, not a curated record
AAUUAUAUAAUUUCUAAUAAUGUGUGUGCGUGCACUGAAUUUGCUGUAGUUGAAACUGUAAUAAUUGGUUCAUAUGGAGCUCCCUUCUCUGUCAUAGACACAUCAAUGGAUGGCAAUGUUUUAUUCGAUGAAGGCAACAACGAAGAAGCCAACAACAAUAAUAAUGGCACUAUCAGCAACUCCAAGGACCGGAAGAGGAGAGACUACAUGCUUGAUGAUGAUAGCCCCAAGGUGGCACGCCAAAAACUUGCCAAGAGGAUCCUCUUGUCUUUGACUAACCCUUCUUAUGUUCUGAGACUUGGUUCCAAACCUCUGAGGUUGGAUUACUGCACAAGGUUGCGGUACCUGCUGAGGAAGCUUGUCAAGGAACAUGACUGGGCCACUGCCAGUGGUGUUCUCAGUGCUUACUUAAAGGGAACAAUGAACGACAAGUCUCCAUUCAGGAAUUGCCUCAAGUUCUCGGCUUUAUUGGAGCUUCUUAAGCACGUGGAAAACUAUCAUAUUAAUCCAACAAGGAUGAAGAACCUCUUUGAUAUUUGGUCGAAGAAUAUUGGAUCAAUGAAGAGUUGGCCAAUAGAAAGCAGAUAUAGAGUUCAUGUGGAGUUCAUCUUAUUCUGUCUUGUGCAUGGCAAUACUGGGGAUGCAUAUCAGCUUGUCAUAAGCCUUGAGCAAGAAAAAGUUGAUCUUGAUCCUGUGUCAAAGAUAAUUAUGGGCUUGACAUUCUAUACGAUGUGGUAUUCUUCUAUCCCCGAAGAAUUUCAGUGGAAAGAUUCAGACCAGGCUGACUUGCAAGAUUACUCACGUAUGGAGGGGCCUUCCAUCAGCAAUGAAGUUGGACAGUCAGAGUGGCAUAAUACAGUUGAAUCCUUUCUGGCAAACUCCCAAAGCCAUUGUGAAUCAGACACCUCUGUUUUGAAGGAUAAGCAUAUAUCUAGGGAUGUUGGGUUCAACAAUGACGUGGGAGAGUCUAUGGAGAUUGAUGUUGAUCAUAGAAGAAAAGCAUCGCAUCAGAACUUACAGCCAGAAGAAGGUUUUCGCUCUAAGUCCGAAGAAAAUGAAGGAAGUAGAGACUCCUUUUCCAACCAUGAAGGCCUUACACAAGAUACCUUAAAUGUUAUUAGGCAACUUGAUUUGUGGUUGUUUCCCUUGAAUUUUCCUGAUGAUAAUAGUUUUGAGGAGUUCAUGUAUGUGCACUCAAAUCAGCAAAAUGACCAGUAUAAAAAGGCUGUGAAAUAUUUACAACUUGCUCUCGACUCAGCACCUUCAGUAACAGCAGCAUUACUUCCAUUGAUACAACUGUUGUUGAUUGGAGGUCGUGUUGAAGAAGCCCUAAUUUUGAUUGAGAAGGAGUGUACUAAUUCACCAUCUGUGCUCCCUGUAAGAUUGAGGGCUGCGUUCUUGGAGUGUUCUGAUCGAAACAACUCUGACUUGAUUGUCACAUGUUUUGAGGAUAUGCUAAAGAAGGAUCCACAAGAAAGUUAUCCCUUAGCAAAACUUAUCAGAAUGUACCAAAACGGUGACUAUAGCCUUGAAUCUUUGUUCGAAAUGAUUGUUUUACAUUUAGAUGCUACUAGUGCAGAAUACAGUACGUGGAGGAUGUUAUCUUCAUGUUUCUUUAAACUCUCUUACUACGAAGAAGAUUGUAUAUCUGCAAACGAUACUAAUGAAGAUGGAGAUAGGCAACAUUAUUCCUUUAGAAAAACCCCAAAAGUGUUUACACAGGAAAUGUCCGGAAUGUCUUGGAGGUUUCGCUGUAGGAGCUGGCUACUAACACAUUUCAGCCAUAGACAGCUUAAUUCAGAUGUUGAAGGUGAUUUGCAGCUACUCACAUACAAAGCAGCAUGCGCAUCCUAUAUGUAUGGGCAAGAUUUCCACUAUGUUUUAAAGGCUUAUUUUGUAUUAGAAAAUGAAAAUAAUAAGGACUUAUUGUUGAUUUUGGGUGAGCACAGGCAAAAUUCAUUUGAAUUUUAUCAGCAAUUUCAAAAUAAACUGAAAUUAUAACAUGAUUUGUUUGUUGCAUGUAGUGAUUCUGUGUAAUUAUUAUUAUGGUUUUCUUUGU